UUAGCGUUCACGCCAAAAAAUCAAGAUUAAAAAAUCGUAUUUUGGAUCGGAUAAUAUGUUGAAAACAGUGCUGCUUGCAGCAUGUGUUUUAAUUACUGCCAGUAGCUCCGCCCAGUCAACAUGCCAAGACACCACCUCAGAACCCCUUACAGGAACGUACGAAAAGCCAAGUGAUAGUAGGUACCUCUUCUUAAGCUCCUCCCGCUCCACUUACCAUGAUGCAGUUGCGUCAUGUUCGAUGCGCGGGGGAAAGUUGUAUUCUUUGCCUAGUUUACCCGACACCAGUUUCACCGAAAUGCUAGGCAAGUAUUCGGGCGUAGGGGCUCAGGGAUACAUACUAAACAACGGAAGCCAAUGUUUGGGAUCUACAUCAGGAUCUCCUGGUGUUGGUAAUUGCAUUAAGAUUUAUCGAACAAGUUCUGCUGCAGCGUUUUCCUGUAGCUCAACCGGUUGCUGCGACAAGUUACAAUUCAUUUGUGAAGUUCCAGAGGCGUGCAUGUAUUGCUCCUUAAAUGGUACGUGUACUGAUUCUGGUAAUUGUAGUUGCAAUGCUGGAUACAAAAGAGAAGGAAUUGCUUGCAUCGACAUAAACGAAUGCUCGGCUAAUCCAUGCUUAGCUUCUCAAGUUUGUGUAAACACCCUAGGAAGCCAUCGUUGUGCUGAUGAGUAUAGGACAAUUAUCGAUCAACGUGUUGGUGCUUACAACGGAAGCAAAGAAUGGACAGACAUGUAUGAUUCAAACAUUCAGAAUGCUACCAAAAUGGCGUGGGUUGGUGUUACGGGCUACCAGCGGCAGACGAGUGCUAGUUUGCUGGUAUAUGACGACAUUCUUGUGGCAAGGUACACGGUGUUACACAUCACGCAAAAUGGCAAUGUGAGUGACUUAAUACGAUCGUACAAAACCAAGCAUGGAGAUGUUUUUUUUUCUGAAUUUGAUCUUGAAACCCCCGUAAAACAUAACCAAAACUGCUGCGCCAGUUGCGGGCCAAAUAAAUCUUGCACUAGUCGCUUGGGUGAAGUUACUUGCAAAUGCCAGAUUGGAUUUACAUCGAGCAGUUCUGAGGAUAUGGACAGUUGCGAUGACAUUGAUGAAUGUGCUAAUUCGACAAAGUUCAGUUGCCCUGCUCAUUCAGCAUGCAAGAAUACGUUGGGUUCGUAUUAUUGCGGCGAGUGUUUAAAAGGAUACACUGGUUCUCCACAUAACUGCUCAGAUAUUAAUGAAUGUACGAGUGGAACUCAUAACUGUAGUUCAAACUCUUUUUGUGUCAAUACCAAUGGAAGUUACAUCUGCAACUGCCCAACUGGGUACAGCGGAAUUCACUGCACAAAUAUUGAUGGUUGUUUGGCAGCCAAUCUUCGCUGCAACGAAAGUCAGUUUUGUGACAAACAGGAUGGAAGCUUUGUAUGCAGAGUUGGAUAUCCACGCCGAUUUGACCAACUCCUGGCUGGUUUGAACGCAAGCGAUUUUAAUAACAAGACAUCUGAUUCUUAUGCUAAAUUGAAAACAAUGAUUACAAAUGAUUUGCAAACGUUAUGGAAUGUGUCAAAUGGAAUGGUCCAGGUGUCCGAUUUCUUUUCAUCUGGUGGAAAACUGGUCGUAAGAUACGAUGUGUACACAUUUGACAUCCAUGAAUUUCAUAAAGAUCUUAUAGCAUCUUAUGUCUCUCGCAACACAGUCACACCAAAAUAUCCAUAUCAAGCUGAAGUACCCAAAGCAUAUUUUAAUUGCUGUGGGAGUUGUGGACAAAAUGCAAAAUGCCAAACAUUUUUAGGAAAUGUAUCGUGUCAGUGUUUAUCAGGGUUUUAUGGCUCACCACCUAACUGCACAGAUAACCAAUGCUUGACAAGCUCAAGUCCUUGUUCAUCAAAUGCUAACUGCACCAAAACUGAGGCAAACUAUUCUUGUGCAUGUCAUUCUGGAUUUGUUGGAAAUGGAACAUUUUGCUACCCUUCAACGUGUAAGACUGCACCCAAAAUGUGUCAUCAUAAUGCAUUAUGUAAACAAGAUGGUGAAAAUUGGAACUGUGAAUGCAAACCAGGCUUCUAUGGUGAUCCGAUAUCUAAUUGCACAGAUAUAGAUGAAUGUACAGAUGAUGAUGGCAAGUGCCACCAAAAUGCAAGUUGCACGAACAAUAUAGGGAAUUAUACUUGUAGUUGUCGUACUGGAUUUAAUGGAAAUGGAUCUUUUUGUGAAGAUAUAGAUGAAUGCAGUACCAACGUGAGCAACUGCCACCAUAAAGCAACCUGUAACAACACUGUUGGCAGUUACACUUGUAUUUGUAUGACUGGGUAUUAUAAAAAUGGAACCGGUUGUUUUGAUAUAGACGAGUGCAAAGGUUCAUCACACAAAUGUAAUAGAUCCGCCAGUUGUAGGAACACACCAGGAAGUUAUAACUGCUCAUGUAAUUCUGGUUACAAUGGUGAUGGAUUCACCUGUGACGAUGUAAAUGAAUGUGAUGAAGCAAAACCCCGAUGUCAUACCAAUGCUACAUGCAUAAAUAAACCUGGUUCUUAUGAAUGUAAAUGCAAAGAUGGCUAUGACGGGAAUGGAACACACAGCUGUAUAGACAGAAAUGAAUGUGCUGGUGGUAACUGUCAUCAAAAUGCUUCCUGUAUUAAUGAGGUUAACAGUUUUACUUGUGUUUGUAACUCUGGCUUCACUGGAAAUGGAACAAAUUGUACAGAUACUAAUGAAUGUUCAAAUUCUACAUUAAACCAAUGUCACGUCAAUGCUGCAUGUGUUAACACACCAGGAAGUCACCAUUGCAGUUGUAUGUCUGGGUUUUCUGGUUCUGGAGAAGAUUGUCAAGACAUAAAUGAAUGUGAAAACAAAACGGACAAUUGUGACUCCAAUGCAAAUUGUAGCAACAAUGUUGGAAGCUUUACUUGUACUUGCCAUGAUGGGUUUCAUGGAAAUGGUUCGUUCUGCACAGACAUAAAUGAAUGUGAAAACAAAACUGACAAUUGUGACUCGAAUGCAAAUUGUACAAACAAUGUUGGAAGCUUCACUUGUACUUGUCAUGAUGGGUUUCAUGGAAACGGUCCGUUUUGCACAGACAUUGAUGAAUGUUCAAAUUCUUCAUUGAACGGAUGUCAUUCAAACGCCACUUGCCAUAACCAACCAGGAAGUUAUAACUGCACUUGUAAAGCUGGGUUUACUGGAGAUGGAAAAACUUGCAGAGAUGUUAAAGAAUGUUUAAAUUCCACAUUGAAUCAAUGUCACGUCAACGCUACAUGUGUUGACACACCAGGAAGUCACCAUUGCAGUUGUGUGUCUGGAUUUUCUGGUUCUGGAGAAGAUUGUCAAGACAUAAAUGAAUGUGAAAACAAAACUGACAAUUGUGACUCGAAUGCAAAUUGUACAAACAAUGUUGGAAGCUUCACUUGUACUUGUCAUGAUGGGUUUCAUGGAAAUGGUUCGUUUUGCACAGUGUUCUUACUUGUAGACAUUGAUGAAUGUUCGAACUCUUCAUUGAACGAAUGUCAUACAAAUGCCACUUGCCAUAACGGACCAGGAAGUUAUAACUGCACUUGUAAAGCUGGGUUUACUGGAGAUGGAAAAACUUGCAGAGAUAAAAAUGAAUGCACUGGAAAACAUGUUUGUCCACCUAACUCUAACUGUACCAACACACCUGGGAGUUACGCAUGCAUAUGCAUUGCUGGCUUUUUUAAGAAUGGCACAAUGUGUUCUGACAUCAAUGAAUGUGAAACAGGAAACUUUUCCUGCCAUGCAAAUGCUGAGUGUAUAAAUGCAAUAGGCACCUACUGCUGUGUGUGCAAACAGAAUUUUACUGGGCAUGGCAGCAACUGCACAGAACUUGACUGUUCAAAUGGUGGUAAGGAUUGUAGUUCAAAUGGCUCGUGCAUGCUUAAGGGUGGAAAACAUGUUUGCAAGUGUAACAUGGGGUACAAGGGAGAUGGCUAUUCUUGCAUAGAUAUGAAUGAAUGCCUCGAUAGUUCUAAAAACAGUUGUCACAUCCACGCAAACUGCACAAAUACAGUUGGAAGUUACUCUUGCAUGUGUCAUGCAGGGUAUACUGGUAAUGGGAAGAUAUGCACAGAAAUUAAUGAAUGCGAACAUGCUAAUUGUUCAAGUACAUCAACAUGUGUGGAUAGGGUCGAUGGUUACACUUGUGUCUGUAAAGAUGGUUUUACUGGCAAAAACUGUACAGAUAUUGAUGAAUGUAAAAAUGCAUCUGUAAUAUGUGAACAAAAUGAAAUGUGUGUGAAUAACGAUGGUUCUUAUAUGUGCAUCUGCAAGCCUGGAUAUGCCACUUCCAAUUGCACAGAUGUAAAUGAAUGUAAUAAUGGAGAAGCCAAGUGCCACAGUAAUGCUACAUGUAAUAACACAAUGGGUAAUUACACCUGUACCUGCUAUACUGGGUUUAUAGGCGAUGGUUACAACUGCAUAGAUCGCAAUGAAUGUAGUGCAGAUAAUGCUUGUAGUGCAAAUGCAACUUGCACAAACCAUGGUGGUGGCUACACUUGUACAUGCAAGUCUGGAUUCUCAGGUGAUGGCCACACGUGUACAGAUAUUAAUGAAUGUAGUAGCAACCCGUGCCAUGAAAAUGCUUAUUGCAAUAACACAGAUGGAAGUUAUACUUGUACAUGUAAGAAGGAUUAUUCAGGAGAUGGAAAAUCAUGCCAAUUGUUACUUCAUUGUUCAACCAAUGGUGUUUUUGAAUGCCACAAGUAUGCAUCAUGUGUGUCUGAUAAUAACGGACAAUACUCUUGUAAAUGUAAUCCAGGCUUUCAAGGUGAUGGAACUACAUGUUCAGGCAUUUGCAAUUUACAAGUUUACCAAAACUUGACAUUCAAUGAAACGCAAGUUCCCUUUGUUCAAGCAUCAAAUGAAAAAUGUUCAAACGGUCUUUCAAAAGCCACAGCAGUCUGUACACCUGGAACAAAUGGAUUAUUCUCAUUUGCAAAACUUAAGUCCAUUCCUUGCAAUGCAAGUUUACUAUCGUUGGAAAAUGGCAAUGCAGAAGAGACCACAGCAACAAUUCAAGUAUUAACUUCACAUGCAGAGAAUAUUUCCACAAGUGAAGUAUCAGUUGUAGUGGACUAUUUUGUCAACAUCACAGAUAACAAUCAAAAUGAAACAAUAUCCACAGCUACAUUUUACUCAGCUGCAUCUAUAUCCAGUAACCUCAUUACCAAGUUCUUCAAAACUCCGGACACACCUAACAAUAAAGAAAACACAAAACUUCGUAACAACUUAGUGCAAUCCCUCACUAAACUCGCUCGCUCUGUAGAACUUGAACCUGAUGAUCCUCUUGUGGUGGAAACUGACACUGUUGUUAUAAAAGUACUUCAGUCAUCUACUGACACAACCACUUUGCGAUUUAAACCGGUUGUGACUAGUGGGAACAACAUCACUCGCACACCAGUGAAUGUUGUACUGCCAUCCACAGUGCUACAGAAAGCUUGGGGAACAACUGCUACACGAGCAAAGAGAGAAACUAAUGGUGGUAGAGCUUCAUUCAUGCUUUACAUUGAUGAUUCUUUGUUUCCAUCUUCAAGCAAUGUCACCACUGUUGUAGAAAUUGAUCUUGGAGUGGAGUUUGUUACCGGUUUGCAGGAUCCUGUCAAAAUUGAACACUAUGACAAAGGUGGAACUUUAUAUGGGCAGACUGAAACUGAGGAUACCUUUACUGUGGUAGAAACAGUAUAUAGUUGUGAGUAUUGGGAUUUCAACAAAAAUGAUUGGUCCAGUGAAGGAUGUUGCUUUAAUUAUACUUCGAACCCACCAGAAUGCCUCUGCACACAUCUCACCAACUUUGCUCUUAUCAUGAAAAACAACAAUGCCCCUGCAGACUUGGCUCUAUCAGUUAUUAGUGAUAUUGGAUGCAUUCUAUCUAUAAUUGGUUUAUUUGCUACAAUCGUUAUACAUGCUGAAGACAGGGAUUUAAGAAGGCGCCGACCAACAAAAAUCUUACUAAAUAUCUGUGGUAACCUGAUGAUUGCUUACCUCAUAUUUGUGGUUGGUAUUGACCAUCCUAAGCAGAAGAAUGCUUGCAUUGCUGUCACUUACCUGUUACAUUACUUCUUCCUCACUUCUUGGUGCUGGAUGUCAGUGUACAGCUAUGACAUGUACAUGAGUCUUGUGAAGGUCUUCCGUGGAAAUGAACACAACUUCUUGCAGUGGUGCAGUUUGUUUGCAUAUGGUACUCCCCUUGUGAUUGCUUCCAUCACAGUUGGUGUUACUGUGGGUUAUUUGGACAAUUUACCACAAGCUGUUAAGAACAAUCUGUGUGGCGAUGUCAUUGAUCCUCUGAAAAAAUCAACCUACCAUGCCAGUAAUAUAUGUUGGUUAAAUGGACCUGCUCUCUACAUUGGUUUCCUCAUUCCAAUAACCAUCUGCUUUGUUGGUAAUUUUGCCAUCUUUGUCUGUGUCCUAAAAGAAAUCAUUGAAAAGAACAGCAAGGUUGAAGUGUCAUCAAUGAAGAGAACGGUCAAGCAGAACAUGAUAUUUGCUGUGACUAUGACUUCAAUCAUGGGACUUACAUGGGUGUUUGGAUAUCUGUUGCUUCUAUCUGACAAUGAGGCAUAUCUUACAGCUAUGAGCUGGAUAUUUGCUCUUUUUAAUACAUUACAGGGUGUAGGGAUAUUUGUACUAACAGCAAUGCGUCGUCCCCGAUUUCGCAAGCUUUGGAAAAAUUCCACAUCUGCAGUCACUUCAUCGCAUGCAUUGUCAGUCUUCCGUGGCACUGAUACUUUGCGAAGCGAAGAUGCCUCCACUGCUACUACUGAUAUGAAUCAUAGAGAGUGACCAUCAAUGGAAAAGUAGGAUGGUGAAGAGUGAGACAGAAACAUGCUGUAGCACAUACAACGAUAAUCAACACUGUUAAAACACUAUAAACCAAAUCACUUUUUUCUUGUAAUAUUUUAUGUUCAUUUUUAUGUAUUUAUUCUUAAUGAUCAGUUUUACUAAGACUUUAAUAUUUACCGAUUGUUUUAUGUAUUUAAGCGGUUAUAAUUAGUUUUUGUUUAUUUUAUUUACUGGAUUGUCCAGACAGCAUUUUCUGUACAUUUUUGCAUUUUAAAAGAUGUCUUAUUCUGAUCAAAUCUCUGUAACUUUUUAAGAUUUAUACUUUUUGUAAAAAUACUUCUUUUAGAAGUUGCAGCAGUAUUAGUAUUGUGUUCCUUGUGUUACAUGUUUUUGUAAUUUGUAUCUGCAGAACCGUUACGCGCCUGUUGGAGUGAUAAUUUAAACGUCGAUAGUUGUUAAUAAAUAAGAAUGGUCUGUCUUAAA
Ciona intestinalis (vase tunicate) is the source of this 7255-nucleotide messenger RNA. NCBI's taxonomy places the organism in Eukaryota, Metazoa, Chordata, Ascidiacea, Phlebobranchia, Cionidae. The record is from RefSeq and is a predicted model, not a curated record.